Protopolystoma xenopodis is the source of this 495-nucleotide messenger RNA. The record is from the annotation of a GenBank genome assembly. Lineage: Eukaryota; Metazoa; Platyhelminthes; Monogenea; Polystomatidea; Polystomatidae.
AUGGAGACCAGUCUCGAUUUAUUGGAUUAUAUCCUCUCUUCCGUUCCUCAAGGCCCACUACUCAACCACUAUGGAAGUCUAGAUGGUACUGGCGGCGGAUUCGGGACAGCUUCCACGCCCUCAGAUGGAUCGUUUUCUGCAGAGAGCUUUACGGGGGUCGCAUUGCGCAACUCGAGCCUCAGCAGCAUGUCGGGCAAUGGUCAAAUGGAUAAUGAAUCGAGCGGCUCUCCACAAAGUUUGCUGGCCCCAGGCCACUCUGAGGACGGCCUCAAUCGUACUCUUUCGACGCCUGCAGACCCAGUGAGUCGGGCUACUGGACCGGCGAAACGAUCUGCCCAGUCAGGAUCCGAGACCGGCUUAGCCAGUGGCGAUGUUUCCGAUGACAAAGAUACCCACAAUCUGCGCGAGCAGAUCAGCGACCUAAUCAGAAUGGAGUUCGAGGCACCUGCAUUGACGCGGACUCAGGCCUUCCAGAGGCGCCAUGCGAGCGGCUGA